AUGUUUGCUGAACAUGGAAUACCUGAGAUUGCAAUGUGUGAUAACGAACCACAAUUUAGCUCAGAGUUGUUCAGUCAGUUUGCAGCAAUAUAUGGAUUUGUCCACAUAACCAGUUCACCCAGAUAUCCACGAUCCAAUGGUGAAGCUGAAAGAGCAGUAAAAACUGUCAAAGAUCUGCUCAAGAAAAAUGAAGAUCCAUACCUCGCUCUUUUCUCCUACAGAACCACACCACUACAAAAUAAUCUUGCGCCAAGUCAGCUACUGAUGGGAAGACUAAUGAUGGGAAGACAAGCACGACUUCGCAAUGAAGAUCUUGAGAAAGUGAAAGAGAGUGAAGAUAUUUAUCGAUCUAAUCAACAAAUUAAUUUCAACCAGCGACAUCGAGCGCGUGAACUUCCCAUACUUCACUCGGACCGAGAUCAAGACCGACAUGGUCAUAUAGUAUAG
Molecule: messenger RNA, 447 nt
Organism: Saccoglossus kowalevskii
Lineage: Eukaryota; Metazoa; Hemichordata; Enteropneusta; Harrimaniidae
Source: RefSeq, a predicted model, not a curated record